AUGAGUGUCUUUGGGGAUUUCCAACGUGUGUGGGUGCAACGAUUUCCAGAUAGUACAUUACCAGCCGCUUGGGAGGAAGAUGUCAGAGCUAAUUUGGCCAAACAUAAACAGAAAGUCGCUAUACUUAGGGAAGAGCUUGAAAAGGAGGAGUUCUACGUGGAGUAUUUGGAAACGUUACUCUCCGAUGUAGAGAAACACAAAGCUGCCUCACAGGGCAAAGUGGCGCCGCCCUCAGUUACUGACACGAUCGACGAUAAGACUUUUGAUAGCAAACAGGGUUCAAAUACUAAUUCAUUGUCAAAGAAGAGUGAAGGAAGUGUUAAAAGUGAUGAUUCAGCUGAAGCAUUAGAUGUUGAAGAUGAAAAGGUGCCUUUGAGGAACAGGCAAAUAAAUUUUGCUGAGAGAAGUUCAGUUAACCAGUGUAUCAAUGAACUCUCCUCCAAUCUUGCAGCUGAGGCAGCUAGACGGCGCUGUAAUAGUGAGAUUGUACAAAGGACAGAUAAAGAUGAAGAAAAUAAUGUAGGUGUUGAAUCAAUAAAUUCCAUACAAGCUAAGAACCGUCCAGCAUCACAAGGUGGUGAUUUUGUAACAGUGAUUGAAGUGAAUGGCCUAAAAGCUGCUGAAAAUGCUGUCAAGAAGGGAGAUGACUCGCCGCAGACAUCGGAGAGUGGUUCAAUUGAUGCUGCAUUGGCUGCUAAGAAAAAAGUACCACCAAAGCCACCACCAAAAGUGUUCAGCAGACGAGGUGCAUCUUUACCAGAGAGUGGUUUCCCAGAAGACAGUCCACCAUCUAGUUUAGGAAGAAGAUUAAGGAAUUCUGAGUCAAGGGAAUCUAUAACAAGCCGUGGAUCUACACCGUCUAUUAGUGAACGAGUUAAAAGCUAUGAGUCAAUAAAUUCACUGUCCUCUGAGCGGAAGCGUUCAGGUGGAGCGGCUACACCUCGUUCCAUAGAUGAAGUUACUUCAACUACUCCAGACCUUCCCGAAGGGACUGAGGAUAAGUCACCUCCGAUGUCUCUUGAAAGUAUUCCAGCAGUUGUACGGAGUGUUGAGGAUGAACCGUACUAUGAUCAAGUGCCUGUUGAUAUCAAUGAUGGAGAAUAUGUUUAUAUACAAGCAGGUGGUGCAGGAUCCAGUACUGAUGAUGGCUCAAGUGGCACCAGCACCCUCGCUAUGGUGCCAAGCGCCCCCUUAGCACCUUCUGCCCCCACAGCGCCGACCGCACCCGACUCACCGCUGUGUGCUACAGCACCCAACUAUGUUAACAUACAUUAUUUUAUACAACAUGGCGCGGAAGGCACGGAAGCAAGUGAAACGAGUUCGGAAUUAGCGGAAUCCAGUGACACACCACUGCUGCUGAGAACGAUUUCAUCGGAUACCGAAGCUAGCGCCACUCCGCCCGUCUUAAGGAAGUUACAUCAGAGGAUGUCAAAACAUUAUGUUUGUCCUUUAAAUUAA
This is a messenger RNA of Leptosia nina, 1458 nucleotides long. Lineage: Eukaryota; Metazoa; Arthropoda; Insecta; Lepidoptera; Pieridae. The record is from the annotation of a GenBank genome assembly.